GGGAGCGAGCGAGCGAGUGGGGGGAUAAAACAGUGACCCAGCAGUAACAGCAGCAGCAAGCAGAGGCAGCAGCAUCAAGAAGCAGCAGCAACAGCAGCAAGGAGUAAGCGGCAGCAGAAGCAAGAGGCAGCAGCAUCAAGAAGCAGCAGUAACAGCAGCAGAAGCAAGUAACAGCUGCAAGGAGUAAGCAGCAGCAGCAAGAAGCAGCAGCAGCAAGAAGCAGCAGCAUAAGCAAGAAGCAGCAGCAGCAGGCGGCUGUGGUGAUAGCGGCGGCGCUCCGGGACCCCCGCCCGCCACGAACACCACUCCGCCUCCUCCUCCGCCGUGUUGGUGGUGGUAGUGGUUGGUGGUUGGUGGUGGUGGCCACAACCCCCUGGCGAGAUGAGCACUCACGCCCUGCGCGCCAUCAACAACAACAUGUCAAACUACAAGCGCACAAGCUUCGACGAUGAGGAGGGGACCGACGUGGUGAUAGAGGAAGGUGUGGCCGACCACCCUCCACAGGUGCGCUUUGGGUACAGCCGCCUGACAGGAUGGGCUCCCGGCCUGCUGAGGAGACGAACUCGCCUGGAGCUGCUGCUGCUCACGCUCACGCCCGUCAUGGCUGUCGCCCUGACGUCCUGUCUCAUCUUCAUCACCAUCACCAGCAACGACCCGUCGCGUUCGGUGUGCCUGUCCGAGUCGUGCGUGGGGGUGGCGGCACGCAUCCUCGCCUCCAUGGACCGUUCCGUGAGCCCGUGCCAGGACUUCUUCACGUACGCGUGCGGCGGGUGGGCUCGCAGGAACCCCCUGCCGGAGGGCCGCUCGCGCUGGAACACCUUCAACAACCUCUGGGAGCAGAACCAGGGGGUGAUGCGCGGACUGCUCGAGAACAGCACGGCGAACGUGAGCUCGAGCGAGGCGGAGCGGAAGGCUCACCGCUACUACCAGUCCUGCAUGAACGAGGCCCACAUCGAGGAGCUGGGCGCACAGCCCCUCAUCGACCUCAUCGACAAGGUUGGCGGCUGGAACGUGACCGGCGCUUGGGACAAGGAUUCCUUCCAGGAUGUGCUCCAGUUGGUGUCGUCGAUGGUGCGCGCCACGCCCUUCUUCUCCGUCUACGUGGGGCCCGACUCCAAGAACUCCAACUCCAAUGUCAUCCAGGUGGACCAACCGAACCUGGGCUUGCCGUCCCGUGAUUACUACCUCAACAAGACGGCCAACGAGAAGGUCUUGACGGCGUACCUGAGCUACAUGGUGGAGGUGUGCGUGCUGCUGGGCGGGGAGCCCAACGCGACGCGCGCGCUGCUGGAGCGCGUGCUGCACCUGGAGACGGAGAUCGCGAACCUGACGACGCCACAGGAGGAGCGGCGCGACGAGGAGGACAUCUACCACAAGAUGAGCAUCGUGCAGCUGCAGGAGCUGGCACCCGCUGUGGAGUGGCUGCCGUUCCUGAACGCCGUGUUCCACCCGCUGGUGCUCAACGGCACGGAGCCCGUGGUGGUGUACGCCACCGACUACCUGCGCAAGGUUUCCCAGCUCCUCAGCGGCGCCGACAAAACGCUGCUCAACACCUACAUGGUGUGGAGCCUCGCCAAGAGGAUGGCCUCCAACCUCGACCAGCGCUUUGAGGACGCCGAGCAGAAGUACUUGGAGGUCAUCUACGGCACCAAGAAGUCGUGCACGCCGCGCUGGCAGGACUGCAUGGAGGACACGGACAACACACUGGGGUUUGCGCUCGGUGCCAUGUUCGUGCGCGCAACCUUCGACCAGAGCAGCAAAUCCGUGGCCGAGGGCAUGAUCACGGAGAUCCGCUCGGCGUUCGAGGCCGGGCUCGGCAAGCUUACGUGGAUGGACCCCGAAACGAUCGAGGCGGCCAAAGAGAAGGCGGACGCCAUAUACGACAUGAUCGGCUUCCCGGAUUUCAUCCUGAAGCCAGAGGAGCUGGACAAGGUGUUCACGCAGUAUGAGGUUAUAGAGGAAGAUUACUUCCAAAACGUUCUCAACUACUACAACUUCUCUUCGCGCAUGUCAUCAGAGCAGCUCCGCAAGCCGCCCAGCCGUGACCAGUGGAGCAUGACGCCGCCCACCGUCAACGCCUACUACUCCCCCUCCAAAAACGAGAUCGUCUUCCCCGCGGGGAUUCUGCAAGCGCCGUUCUACGCCCGCAACUACCCCAAGUCACUGAACUUUGGUGGGAUCGGCGUGGUGAUGGGACACGAGCUGACGCACGCGUUCGAUGACCAAGGCCGCGAGUACGACAAGGACGGGAACCUGCGGCCCUGGUGGAAGAACUCGUCGGUGGAGGCGUUCAAGCGGCAGACGGCGUGCAUGCGCGAGCAGUACGCCGCAUACGCCCUCUCCGGGGAGCACCUCAACGGCAAGCAGACGCUCGGGGAGAACAUCGCCGACAACGGCGGCCUCAAGGCGGCCUACAACGCGUACGAGGCGUGGGUGAGCCACGCGGGGGAGGAGCCGCCCCUCCCGGCCCUUGACCUCUCCAGCCGACAGCUCUUCUUCGUGGGCUUCGCCCAGGUGUGGUGCUCGGUGCGCACGGUGGAGAGCACGCACGAGGGGCUCGUCACGGACCCGCACAGCCCCGCGCAGUACCGCGUCAUCGGCACCGUCGCCAACUCCCCCGAGUUCGCGCAGCACUUCAACUGCCCCCCCGACACGCCCAUGAACCCCGCGAAGAAGUGCGAGGUCUGGUGAGGAGGCGGGAUGAGGAGGCAGGAGCGGGAGGAGCGGGAGGAGCGGGAGGAGCGUGGAGCCACGUGGACAGUGCGCCGCUGUGGGUGGGUCAGCGCUUGCAGGGACGUGCGUGCGUGCGCGUGCGUGCGCGUACACGUUGCUUGCGAUUGCGUGAGACGAGCCGCUGGUAGACUGGAGCAUGUGGUACGGCACGUGGCCACGUGCGUGCGUAGCCACGGCCGUAGCGAGUGGUAUACUUGGUGUGGUGUGCCGGGUCCGUAGAUAUAUUUUGGGUCGCCGACUUCUGACAGACCCGGCUGACAUUUGAAAUUAAGCCCUGGAGAUGUCCCUCUGAGAUCAGCGUUUGACUCUGCAGAACUGUGUGCCUGCGUGCGUGUGAGUGUGUGCGCGUGUGCACGCGCACGCGUGCAUGUCUACUACACUGGACGCUGUCUCGUCCGAGGCGGCGCAAACCCUCGGCCAGUAGAGACGCCGGUGUGGCAGCGGUCGCUUCGUACGUACGUGUGCGCGUGCGUGUGGCUUGUUUUUUUGUUGGUAGUCAUCGCAAGUAGCAACCAAAAGUGAACACCUUCACUGUAGUCGCCUUAAAUCGGAGGGACGGGCCAAAGGGCAAAGCCGUGUGAUGAGGCGUCGAUGCGCGGCGACGCGCAGACGCGUCAUCCAGUGUCAACCGGCAAGGUACCCGCUCGCUCGCUCGCUCGCUGGCUCACCCGCCCACCGGUCCUGCCUUUCUCGCAAACAGCUCCGUGAAGGCGCUGGGCGGGGGGGUCUUCGUCACGGCGGUGAACUUGCUCGGAGAUGGGGAACGACAUCCAGCUCGCUCGUGAAUCGCACGCGCGCACACACACGCAAGUAAUUUGGUUGCGUUUGUCAAUCGUAAUUUGCAUCCCAACCACUCGUGACGCGGCUCAUUGGAAGCUGCGUUCGAUUUCCUCCCCGGCGAUGCCGCUGCUGCUACUGCUGCCGGUGGUGUUGUGAUGGUCGGCGCACUUGGACAUUCGGUUUCUCGGCGCGGCAGUUGAAAAACUGUGGGCGAUUUUCCCAAUUCCCUCCACACAUCCGUCCACCCCAGCAUUAUGAACGGGUGCACCGCAGUCAAGUCUAUCGGCAGGUCGCAUGUGGUGUGGUUAAGCGCGGCUGUUCCAAAGUCAUCCGGGCAGUGUUGGAAGAGUAGGCCGAAUACCAUCUUUAGGAGAGGCUCUUCCCCGCCAGCGAUCGGGGCGAGCAAUGCAAUUUGCAGGGCUUGCCCCUCUACCUUGGCACGUGCCCUGCGGUAGUUUGUGAGCUGAACGUAUUUCCCCAUCUCUGCUUGAAGCGAGGCGCGCCCUAGCAGCGGAGGCCCCCGCCCGUGGCUCGCCGUGGCAGACCCCCGAUGGCGCUGUCCCGCCGGCCGGGGAGAGCGUGGCGGGGGGGGGAGCGCCGCUCCGCCCCGCGUCGCACGGCGACCGCCCAUUUACCGUCGCGCCGUUUGUUUUGCGCGUUGUGCGUGCUCUCUUGGGAUGUGCGUGCUUGCGUCGGCGGUGGUGCCCCGCCACCGAGCGGGGGCCUUCUCCCGGGAAGGAAAGCUGCUGCAGGUUUGCCAAAGAGCUCCGCCCCCUCACCCCCCACAACCACUUCCUCCCACACAACCCAAGCUCGCCGCUGCACUUAACGCACGUUUUUCCUUUUUACGUCUUCGUAUUUAAGUGUUUAUUGUUGUAACUGCCAUGAUUUAUUUAUUGACAUCUGUAAAAGGGAAGGUGGAGUCCAGGUCCCUGGAAUGUGAAUGGACGGGUCCGUGGCUUGGGGUCCCUGGAAUGUGAACGAAGGGGGCUGUGUUUGCACCGUUCCUUUGGGUGGCGCUGGGUUGUCGGCAACUGCCACAGCAUCCUCAUCGGCGAUUCAGUUGCACAGCUUGGUUGCACGCAACUGAAUCGCUUGCAAUGUGCAACCAAGUUUGUUUUGUUUGACCAUGGUGAGAACCUGGUUGUGAGCAGCUGAGGAAGACUUUCAAGCGACCCGUUCGCUGACGUGCAGCGACUUAUUUCGCACGUUAGCGUCGUGUGCAUUUUCAAGCUGCGGCUGGCGGUCGCAACCCGGAGUGCGCCGUUUACUUUCCCCAGCGACCGAUUCCGCUCGGGUUUGGGCAAAGCGGUUAGCGCGCGACAAUUUCUGAGAGCAAUUUGGUUGCCGAACAAUUCCCUGGAAUGUGAAUGAACGGGUCCGUGGCUUGGGGUCCCUGGAAUGUGAAUGAACGGGUCGGUGGCCAGGGGUGGACAGGGCAGUUGGCACGCGACGAUUUCUGAGAGCGAUUUUGGUCGCCGAAUGGGCCGCUCCUGGCGGUCGAGGCAGCUUGACCGUGGCACGGCGUCGCACUCGGUGGACCCCCUCCUCCAUCCGCCGUCGAGUUUUCCACGCCGCUGGAUCAAGGGCGUGGGGAGUUGAGGUGAGGGUGCACUGUGGGCUAUGGCGCAGGCCCCAGCGUCACGAGCGGUUCGAGCGGAACAGCGGACAGGGGUGACGGAUUGCGAUGAGGAAGCGUUGCUGUGCCGUGCCGGCUUUUGAACCCUUUGACAGCCUACCGAUUUUUUUCAAAGCUGCAUCAUAUCGCUUCAUAAAACAAUCUAAAUACCGCUUGUUUACGCAUUAGCAUUUUUUUUUUCAUUGAGAAAUCGGUACGCAGGUGAGAGGGUUCGAUUGUCGGCAGCUUUCCCCGUUCGUUCGGUACCGUGGCGACGGGGGGGGGGGGGGAGCUCCCGGCGCGUAGUCAAGCGGAAGGUCGGACAUCGCGCCCAACCGCGCGAGCCGAAAGGGCCGUACGGCGGGCACGCCCGCGAGACCCGUCUCGGCGCCAAACUCCUGCGUGUGCCUGAAAUGGGGGGGGGGAGGUGAGGGGCGGUGGGGGGGGCGGCGCUUUCAGCGGGGGCUUUCGCAGCGAGCGUCAGACGGCAGCGGGGAGGCUGGAGGGUACGCCGGCUCCAGCCGCGGCAGCACGGUAGUCGACCCCCCCCCCUCCACCCUUGUGAAUGUGUCUACGGACGUGCCGACGGAUCGAGCCCAGUCUACACUGGUCAUCGUCUUCUUCUAGGCCAGAGGUCCCAUUCCAGCGGCGUUCUCCACUAAUUUUCAGAGGGGGGGUUUCCACUUUCGCCAAUAAGACAUUAGUGCGAGGGCCCGCCACGCACUGAAACCAUUUGAGGUUUGACAGCAGCACGAUGACGAUGAUGGGGGGGUGUUUUCACUUUUUGCGUUUUGUCGGGGGCCGCACGUCAGGGGCCCCACUAAAGGCCACCAGGGGCCGCCAGUGGCCCGCGGGCCUUGCAAUGAAGAACGCUGCUGUGUGACAGGUUCCUCUUUGCUCUAUGCGGGUUCGGUUUGUGUGCGCGAAUCAGCAGGCAGCUGUCCCCUCGUGCGAUUUCACUUUGUGUGCCCCUUUUUAUUUUGAAUGCAUCUGAUAAUAAUUAUUUACAUUUAAUAUAAUAAAUUACAUUCUAAUAACAAUUAUUUGUAAGGCACCUUCUAGUAAUGUCUUAAGGCGCUGCGUAGAGCGAGGGAUAGCUGUAGUGCGUGGGAUUGGCUUGUCUGACUUUAUUUCCCCACGUGCUCACAUGCACUACCCUUAUACAGACCUCCAUACAGACCCGUAGACUCACACUUACAUGGUUCAUAGACCUGUACACAGAACCAUAGACUCGGACAAACCACGUAGUGCGUAUAAUUACGUCAAGACUCAUACUUGCGCAUACGCUUACACGUUUCACAGACUCCUAUACAAACGCGCGUACAUGCGUAUGAUCCAUAGACUUGCAUAGGGAAGAACCAUAGACUGGCAUAGCAACCCAUACGAUGACACACAAUUACACACACAGAGACCCACCCAAACGCGUACACAGGAACUCAACACGUCUGUCAAUGAACCCUGCCUUAAAAGUAGACGUAGAAUAGGCGACGUUUCGGGGACAGGCCCUUCACGGCGAAUAGGGAGGCCACGGUGGUAGCAUAGACUUGCACCACAUUCUCGGCCAAACGUUCCGUCAUUAUUGCCCGGCGUCGGCUGAUCGUGUUUUCCUUCUCCAUGUCCUCCUAUCCUCUGUCCCUCUUCCUCUGCGGACAUUCGUCGCCCUCAAAUCUUUCCCCAUCGGCAGCUUCUUACCCCACACCUCUGCGCUUUCACAACUCGAUUCUCCCACUCCCCCCCCCCCCCCCGUAGAUCCCAACCCCUACACCGUCAUCCAUGGUCAAGUUCCGAGGCUCGGGGUUUUUCCCGGUCGCAGUGGUGGGACCGUGUUUGUGUAUGUUUGUUGAACUUCUUUUGCACCGUAUGUAGCCAAGCGUGCUAAUCGGAGGUGCCGGGGGGGGACAACAACAAACUAAACCCACACAAAUGCAGUUUGAAAGAAAUGAGUUCUCAAUUUAUAAGAAUAGGUUUUACCCUUUCCUGCAAUAAGACGGGUGUUAAGAUGUUAAAACACCAAACUGAAACCUUUUGCAAGUGUAGUGCAGUGACUUAGGACACGAGGUUUGUAGAGGCACCUUCUUUAUUAACACGCACGAUCUCGCCUGGACACACUCUGUACUCGCUCACCUAUGACACAACACGAGCCGUCUCGUCCCCAUCGUCGGCAGUGACGAUGGCAACGAGACGAUCCAGCGCGGCUUGGCUCCGCCCUGGCCGCGCCUCCCUUCUCGAACUCACUAGCAGCUUCCAGGGGCUUCCAGAUGGGACCCUCCAAGACCCUUGCCCCAGUUCCUCCGCCCUGCCAACACCCGUGUAUACGCUCACCGGCGUGUGUCCUGUUUGUUCACCGCAGUUGCCGCUGCUGGUCACCAGCCGGCGCUAUUACACUACAGAAGUAAUCAUUUCUGCAUUGACCACAUAUACUUGUGGUGAACAUGCAAACAACAUACAUGCUCUGGUAGUAUAUACAGUAAAACCUUGGAUUGCGAGCAUAAUUUGUUCCGGAAACGUGUUUGUAAUCUAAAGCGCUCGUAUAUCAAAGCGAAUUUCCCCAUAAGAAAUAAUGGAAACUCAGAUGAUGCGUUCCACAACCCAAAAAUACUGUAUUCAUAUAAAAAUUAUUAAUAUAAAAUACCUUUUUAUAAUUGUAUUAUUUAUAUUUAAUAUAAGUAAUCAAAUGUAUUCAUUACAUUUAAUCGUGGCUGGUGUGAGGGAGACGAGAGAGAGGAGAGGAGGGUUAUUGUGGAGGACGACUUUCACUUGCAGGACAGUUACUAAAGAACAGUCGCUACACUUGGACACAAAAUACAAAAAAUGCUUUACGCACACACACGUGGUCACAACGCUAUAGUGAACAGUAUACGCUCGCACGAAUGUUGACUAUACGAGUGAGGCACGCCAACUGAGACCGAGCAUGGGAGACGAUUACCCACAAUCCCGCAGCGAGAGAGAGAAAAACCAUCGGCUCAGUUACGUCCGCAAAUUUGCGCGCGUUAUAAAUUGCUUUAUUAUUAUUAGUCGUGAUCACGUGACGCUCGGCAGACAGAGCGUAUACUGUACGUACUACAGUACUCGUAUUGCAAGACCUCGUUCGUUUAUCAAAUUAAUAUUUAUUUGAAAAAUUUACCCGUCUUGCAAAACACUCGCAGACCAAGUUACUCGCAAUCCAAGGUUUUACUGUACAUUGUCUUUGAACACGAUUCCUUGCCAAAGCUUUCAGUAUGGUGUUUAAUCAUCUUAACACCUGUUUUAUUCAGAAUCAGAAAGGGUUUUAUUCGCCAUGAAAGUCCGCACAGACAAGGAAUUUACUUUGGCAGGAAGGUGCAUACAUUCAAUAUAUUGGAAUCUUAAAUCUUAAAUAAGUGGUGUACAAGUCUAACUAUACUAAAGGCACAAAGUCUAACUAAUACUAAGGGGCUAAAGUAUGUAAACAUUAGAAUAAAAUUAAAUAUAAAAUAGCUAUAAUACACAAUAUAAAAAUACAAAAAUACAAAUAGGGUAACAUAGGGCAAGGUGUCAUUGUGCAGAUAAAAUGUUACAGUCGGGUUAAAACCUAUUCUUUUAUUUUGAUCCUGGCAAGGGAGGAGGUCCCAUGAGGUUCUCAGUCUAGAUGACUUGCACAGCCCCCAGUGGCUUCCUGGUGUGGGAAGGAAGAGCGUUCCAGGCGGCCGCGGAAGCGUGCCUGGAAGCGCCGCGAUGCGAGUGACCGCCUUCUGUUCGGGGGACCCACGCUCACACCCGGCCUCCAAAUGCAGUCAGUCCGGGGGGGGG
Lethenteron reissneri (Far Eastern brook lamprey) is the source of this 8899-nucleotide messenger RNA. It is a transcript of the gene ECE1, whose product is annotated as endothelin converting enzyme 1. Gene Ontology annotation, molecular function: metalloendopeptidase activity. Gene Ontology annotation, cellular component: plasma membrane. Gene Ontology annotation, biological process: peptide hormone processing. NCBI's taxonomy places the organism in Eukaryota, Metazoa, Chordata, Hyperoartia, Petromyzontiformes, Petromyzontidae. The record is from RefSeq and is a predicted model, not a curated record.